AUGCGCCCUACACUGGAGCCUUCCCAACUUUCUCAUCCAUCGCGUCAUCGCGAGCGCCCAUCAUUCACCGGCGGAUCGAUUGAUGAGCUUCCACGUAGCUUCCAAAAUGUUCUCGCCUACGUUCAAGGGGCUUACUUCCAUUGUACCAUUGCAACCUACGACCGAAAUAACCUCUCCAUCGAUACAGCUGCGCCACCUCCUAAUGAUGAUCCGGGAGAAACUCCACUGCUAGUCACCAUGAACGGUGGAGACUUCGAGGGGCACGGCGCCCAUCGUUCAGGUGCGAUAUUGGGACAUCAAUCAUGGGGGCGUCGGAAAGGUGAACAACAUUGA
Botrytis byssoidea is the source of this 333-nucleotide messenger RNA. RefSeq lists its product as uncharacterized. The transcript is spliced from 2 exons. The record is from RefSeq and is a predicted model, not a curated record. The coding region runs from base 1 to 333 and encodes 110 amino acids. Lineage: Eukaryota; Fungi; Ascomycota; Leotiomycetes; Helotiales; Sclerotiniaceae.